AAGUUAAGGGCGAUUGUCUGUCAGAUUCUGUGCGCUGUCAGAUUUAGUAAAGGGGGCAGAAGUGAUGGCUAGGGUGGAGGUGGCACCGCUCCGACCGUGGACCGACUUCUUUCCGGGCUCAAAUAGAUUCGCAAAACCAGACAAAGAUUUUACGAAAUGGAACAACAGAGUCGUCAGCAACCUGCUUUAUUAUCAAACUAAUUAUCUGUCUUUGGUCACCUCCGUUUUCCUCCUCGUCGGGAUCCUGAAACCUCUGGAGACGCUCAUAGCCAUAGUCGUGGUGUCGGUCGUGUUCGUGGUUUCGGUGUGGGUGGGGGAGAACGGAGCUGCGAUCAACAACUUUAAGAAGCAGAAACCUUCAGCGUUCAUCAUUUUGAUCAUGGUUACCAGCUGCAUAUUGAUUUCCAUGCUGGGGAGCAUCUUGGUAUUCAUGUGGGCCAUCACUUUACCCCUGACUUUAAUAUUUGCACAUGCUUCAUGUCGCAAACGCAAUAUGCAGAAUAAGCUGGAGAACAAGAUGGAUGGAUUUGGACUGAAGAAGACGUUUAUGGGCAUUCUGCUGGAUUCUCUGGGUCAGCAGGAGGAAACCAUUCAAAAGAUAAACAACUUUCUGAAUUAAAAGUUAAAGAGUGACUGGAUUUGAGAAGAACCAAAUGCACAUCUGUGCGCCAAAGAUUUUGACUUUUUUUUUUUUUUUAAUUUUGCUUAGAUUUCAUACGUUUGUCUCUCUCAGUCUAAACCCCUUGAAGUUUCAUGCACAGCUUGUGAUUUAAAAUGAAAGAUUGUUACCUCA
Molecule: messenger RNA, 793 nt
Organism: Maylandia zebra (zebra mbuna)
Lineage: Eukaryota; Metazoa; Chordata; Actinopteri; Cichliformes; Cichlidae
Gene: arl6ip5a
Product: ADP-ribosylation factor-like 6 interacting protein 5a
Biological process (GO): negative regulation of transport
Cellular component (GO): membrane
Source: RefSeq, a predicted model, not a curated record